GCGCGGGGACGCGCGCGGCGGAGGGAGGGAGCCGGGAGGCCGCGGAGUAGUAAGCGCCGCCAUAUUAGGGACCGCGGAGCCCCGGAUCCCGUCUGCGGCGGCGGACCAGACGGAGGUGCAGGGGCCGAAGGAGGUUGCGGCGCGGCUCCGGGACAGGCAGGGCCGGCGGGAGUCAGCGGGCGACGGGACCGAGCCAGCUGUGGAUAGUAGUUUUUGAACAGCCGGAGAUGUUCGUGCGAACGGAAUUCGAGAAGUGGAAGUGACCCCCGUUGGAGAAGUACAGUAACCACCGGGCGCCGCGCGGCUUCCUUCCUCCGUCCCUCCUGGCCCAGCCCUCUCCAGUCGUCCCUGUCUCCUGCCGCAGCCGCAGGCUGGGUGCCGGGCGCCAGGCUGCUCCUCCCAGCUUCUCCUGCCCGGACUGCGGCCCAGGACCUGCUGUACCCGCCCAGGGCUGACCUUGGCUGUUGGGCCCGGCCCUGCCCACCCCGCCCCGCCAUGGACCAGGACUACGAGCGGCGGCUGCUGCGGCAAAUCGUCAUCCAGAAUGAAAACACCAUGCCGUGCGUCGCGGAGAUGCGGCGGACGCUGACCCCAGCCAACUCCCCGGUGUCCUCGCCCAGCAAGCACGGCGACCGCUUCAUCCCCUCGCGGGCCGGCGCCAACUGGAGCGUGAACUUCCACCGCAUCAAUGAGAACGAGAAGUCGCCCAGCCAGAACCGCAAAGCCAAGGACGCCACUUCGGAUAACGGCAAAGACGGCCUGGCCUACUCAGCCCUGCUGAAGAACGAGCUGCUGGGCGCCGGCAUCGAGAAGGUGCAGGACCCACAAACGGAGGACCGGAGACUGCAGCCGUCCACGCCCGAGAAGAAGGGGCUCUUCACGUACUCGCUCAGCACCAAGCGCGCCAGCCCGGACGACGGCAACGACGUGUCUCCGUACUCCUUGUCACCCGUCAGCAACAAGAGUCAGAAGCUGCUGCGGUCUCCGCGCAAGCCCACGCGCAAGAUCUCCAAGAUCCCCUUCAAAGUCCUGGAUGCGCCCGAGCUGCAGGACGACUUCUACCUCAACCUGGUGGACUGGUCGUCGCUCAACGUGCUCAGCGUGGGGCUGGGGACCUGCGUGUACCUGUGGAGCGCGUGCACCAGCCAGGUGACCCGGCUCUGUGACCUCUCUGUGGAAGGGGACUCAGUGACCUCCGUGGGCUGGUCUGAGCGGGGCAACCUGGUUGCCGUCGGCACACACAAGGGCUUCGUGCAGAUCUGGGACGCAGCGGCGGGGAAGAAGCUCUCAGUGUUGGAGGGCCACACAGCACGCGUCGGGGCGCUCGCCUGGAACGCUGACCAGCUCUCGUCGGGCAGCCGCGACCGCAUGAUCCUGCAGCGGGACAUCCGCACGCCACCCCUGCAGUCUGAGCGGCGGCUGCAGGGCCACCGGCAGGAGGUGUGCGGGCUCAAGUGGUCCACGGACCACCAGCUCCUCGCCUCAGGGGGCAACGACAACAAGCUGCUGGUGUGGAACCACUCGAGCCUCAGCCCCGUGCAGCAGUACACGGAGCACCUGGCUGCCGUCAAGGCCAUCGCCUGGUCCCCGCACCAGCACGGGCUGCUGGCAUCAGGCGGUGGCACCGCUGACCGCUGCAUCCGCUUCUGGAACACACUCACGGGGCAGCCGCUGCAGUGCAUCGACACAGGCUCCCAGGUGUGCAACCUGGCCUGGUCCAAGCACGCCAACGAGCUGGUGAGCACCCACGGCUACUCCCAGAACCAGAUCCUCGUGUGGAAGUACCCGUCCCUCACGCAGGUGGCCAAGCUCACCGGCCACUCCUACCGCGUCCUCUACCUGGCGAUGUCCCCUGACGGGGAGGCCAUCGUCACCGGGGCCGGAGACGAAACCCUGAGGUUCUGGAACGUCUUCAGCAAAACCCGCUCAACCAAGGUAAAGUGGGAGUCCGUGUCGGUGCUCAACCUCUUCACCCGGAUCCGGUAGACCCGGCCUGGGGCCGCCGCGCGCUGUCCCCAGGCGGAGACCAGCCCCCAGCCGCAAGGCUGUGGUGUCCCCUCCGUCCCGGAGGCGGUGGGAAAGGGGCGCUGGGCCAGGCCAGGAGGCUCAUUAAACACCUGCUCGCAGCCCCGUCCGGUGUCUGGGCGGGACUCGGGCCCUCAGAUGCUCAGGCCCCCGGUCCCCAGGCCGCUGCGUCAGACUGGACACCACCGGACCCCGUGUGUCCCGCGCCGGGGCUGCAUGUGCUUCUGAAAGCUCCCAAAGGACGAUGGCAGCGUGCGCUGGGACAGCACGGGGCCGCAUGACCACCCAGGAACAUCGCCACGUGACCUUGUCCCCCGCCUGCGGCCUGUGCCCAGUGUGUCCCCGCCCCUCACCCUGAGGCUCUGGCUGCCUGUGGAGCGAGGGCUGCUGUGGACCCCAUGGGCAGCUGACCCACGGUGGCCGCUCGUACCCCCAGCUCCCGCCUGUCCCUGCCUCCACCUCAGGAAGCCAGGAGGGACAGAGGGGGCGCCCUGGGCUCCUACCCCGCAGCAGGAGGCCUUGCGGGCAGCACUGCCCGGCCCGCACGUGUGUGCAUGUGUAUAUACGUAUUCGUGACUCAGACCCUGUCUGUUCUGUUGCCGUGUCCCCAGAUGUCGCGCCCCAGCCAGCCAGUGCCCCCGCCCACCCAGAGGUAGUGGCGGGGGUGUCGCACUGCCCGUGGCCGGUUGGCCCUCCCUGUGUCCCUGCCACCCGCUGCUGCGUGGACAUUGAAGCCUGUGUCUCCACUGUCACUGUCACUGUCUUGGCUUUAUUUGUGUUUGCUUUGUUCUUUGAAUAAGAAAAGGAGCCCUGUGUGUCCCUGUCACCACCCCAGCUGCCUGAGGGCAGUGCCCGCCUGGCAGCCCAGGCCAGGGAGCUGGCACAGGACACGGCCACCGCCUUUGUCGUGGAAUGCAGCGUCGCCGUCACUGAUCGGGCUGUGACUUGUGUAGGAAGGAGGCCGGCUGUGGGGGUCCUCGUCCACCCGAGCCAUCCUUGAGCAGGGGCUGGGAGGGGCAGGAAAGCGGGCACAGGACGUGAGGGAGGGUUUGGGGACCAGGAGAAGACUCCGGGCCCUGGGAACUGCACUGCCUCGAGUUGAGAGUGGCUGAGGCUGGGUGCCCAGGACAGGGAACCUUGGGCCACCCUUGAAGCAGCUGUUGUGCUAAGGGAAAGACGACAGGAGAUGGGGAGGAGGUGGCCCAGGCUCUGCUGGCAGCCAGGAGGGACUGCGUGGACUUAGGGCACAGGUGGGGGACUGCGGAGGCCGGUGAGGAGCAGCACUGGGGACGUGUGGGGCCAGGUGUGAGGGAUGCUCGGGCCAUGGGGGCCGGGAAGGGCAGCUUGAUCAGCUGCAGCAGGUGGCUGUGCAAAGGCCCUGGGGCAGGGUGGAGCCAGCAGGGCAGCAGUGGCAAGGAAGCCAAGAGAGGACAGAGGGAGGAGGGGGCAGCAGGCGAGCCUGGGUGGGAGGUGGCGAGGGCAGCACCAGCUGCGGACAAGCUGGCGGUGGCAGGUGAGGCAGAGGCCAGGCACAAGCCUGGAUCUGGUGGCACAGGAUGGGUGGGUGUGAGGUGUUCGCCGGGUUUGGCUUUGCUUACAUUUUGUUUUGUUUGUACCGGGACUCGAACUCGGGACCUCCCGCCUACCCGGCAGGUCCUGCCCUCUAAGCUAAGUCCGGCCCCCUGCUUACGUUUUUUGUGGUGAAAUAAACAACACUGCCGUGAAACGCA
Molecule: messenger RNA, 3755 nt
Organism: Cavia porcellus (domestic guinea pig)
Lineage: Eukaryota; Metazoa; Chordata; Mammalia; Rodentia; Caviidae
Gene: Fzr1
Product: fizzy and cell division cycle 20 related 1
Exons: 15
Coding region: 496-1986 (496 amino acids)
Biological process (GO): anaphase-promoting complex-dependent catabolic process; positive regulation of ubiquitin protein ligase activity; positive regulation of anaphase-promoting complex-dependent catabolic process
Cellular component (GO): anaphase-promoting complex
Molecular function (GO): anaphase-promoting complex binding; protein binding; ubiquitin ligase activator activity
Source: RefSeq, a predicted model, not a curated record